Messenger RNA from Vigna radiata var. radiata (mung bean), 840 nucleotides. RefSeq names its product probable glutathione S-transferase. Lineage: Eukaryota; Viridiplantae; Streptophyta; Magnoliopsida; Fabales; Fabaceae. The coding region runs from base 27 to 698 and encodes 223 amino acids. The transcript has 2 exons. The record is from RefSeq and is a predicted model, not a curated record. Gene Ontology annotation, biological process: glutathione metabolic process. Gene Ontology annotation, cellular component: cytoplasm. Gene Ontology annotation, molecular function: glutathione transferase activity.
GAUGAAGAGAAUGAGAAAAGGAGAAAAUGGGAGAGGUGAAGCUACAUGGGUUUUGGUACAGUCCGUUCGCAUUGAGGGUGAAGUGGAGCUUAAAGCUGAAAGGUAUUGAGUAUGAGAACAUUGAAGAGGAUCGAUUCAACAAAACUCCUGAACUCCUUCAGUACAAUCCUGUCUACAAGAGAAUCCCCGUUUUGGUUCAUGCUGGAAAACCCAUUUCUGAAUCCAUGAUCAUAAUCGAAUACAUCGAUCAAGUUUGGCCUCAACAUCCACUCUUACCUUCUCAUCCCUACGACAAAGCUCUCGCACGCUUUUGGGUCAAAUACUCUGAUGAUCUGACCGAGGGAGUUAGAGCACUCUAUCGUAGCAAAAAUGCGGAAGAUAGGAAGAAGGUGAUAGAGGAUAUUAUUUGGGAGCAUUUCAGAGUUGUGGAAGAUCAGUGUUUUGGUAAGGAAAAGAAAUUCUUUGGAGGAGAGAGUGUUAAUGUUGUGGACUUGGCUUAUGGGUCCAUCAUCAAAUAUAUUACUGUGUUGGAAGAUAUCUUUGAAGAGCAUAUUCUUCAAGCACAGAAAUUCCCUCGUUUGUAUACAUGGUUUAAUAUCUUCAAAUCUGAACCAACCAUCGCAGAAAUCUUACCUGACCAGGAUCAAAUGGUAGCUUUUCUUAAAACUCUCAGAGAACGAGUUCUGGCAUCUUCGUGAGAAAACAAAAAUAGUAUAUCUCUUAUAUGUAUCACCACCACCUUUUAUAUUUAGGUUUCUAUCAAUAUAACUACGAAAGUAAUAAAGGCUUCAGCUUAGGUUUUGUUUAAAUAUAAUUAUGAAAGUAAUAAAAGUUUGGGAU